GUGCCUUUCUCUAACUGCAGCAGGGACUGCCUCCCAGGCACAAGGAAGGGCAUUAUUGAGGGAGAGCCCACCUGCUGCUUCGAGUGUGUGGACUGCCCUGACGGGGAGUACAGUGAUGAAACAGAUGCAAGUGCCUGUGACAAGUGCCCUGAGGAUUACUGGUCCAAUGAGAACCACACAUCCUGCAUCCCCAAGCAGAUAGAGUUUCUGUCCUGGACCGAGCCCUUUGGGAUCGCUCUGACUCUCUUUGCUGUGCUGGGAAUUUUCCUGACUUCUUUUGUCCUGGGAGUCUUCACCAAAUUUCGCAACACACCCAUCGUCAAGGCCACAAACCGGGAGCUGUCCUACCUCCUCCUCUUCUCCUUGCUCUGCUGCUUCUCCAGCUCGUUGUUUUUUAUUGGUGAGCCUCAGAACUGGACUUGCCGUCUGCGGCAGCCAGCUUUUGGCAUCAGCUUUGUCCUCUGCAUCUCCUGCAUCCUGGUGAAAACCAACCGUGUCCUGCUCGUUUUUGAGGCAAAGAUCCCCACAAGCCUCCACCGAAAGUGGUGGGGCCUCAACCUCCAGUUCCUCCUGGUCUUCUUGUGCACGUUCGUGCAGAUUGUCAUCUGUGUGAUUUGGCUCUACACGGCCCCACCAUCCAGUUACCGAAACCAUGAACUGGAGGAUGAGAUUAUCUUUAUCACCUGCCAUGAAGGCUCCCUGAUGGCCCUCGGCUUCCUCAUUGGCUACACCUGCCUCCUGGCAGCCAUCUGCUUCUUCUUCGCCUUCAAGUCUCGAAAGCUGCCUGAGAAUUUUAACGAGGCCAAGUUCAUCACCUUUAGCAUGCUGAUAUUCUUCAUUGUGUGGAUCUCCUUCAUCCCUGCUUAUGCCAGCACGUAUGGCAAGUUUGUCUCUGCCGUGGAAGUGAUUGCGAUACUGGCUGCCAGCUUCGGUCUCCUGGCCUGCAUCUUCUUCAACAAAGUCUACAUCAUCCUCUUCAAGCCCUCCCGCAACACAAUCGAGGAGGUGCGCUGCAGCACAGCUGCCCACGCUUUCAAGGUGGCCGCCAGGGCCACGCUGAGACGGAGCAAUGUGUCACGCAAGCGCUCCAACAGCCUGGGGGGCUCCACCGGCUCCACCCCUACCUCUUCCAUCAGCAGCAAGAGCAACCAUGAGGACCCUUUUCCUCUACCAGCCUCUGCCGAGCGGCAGCGCCAGCAGCAACGUGGGUGCAAGCAAAAAGUCAGCUUCGGGAGUGGUACGGUCACCCUGUCACUGAGCUUUGAGGAGCCUCAGAAGAACGCCAUGGCCAACAGGAAGAAACUGGAGGCCCAGAACAGUGACGACAGCCUGAUGCGACACCGGGCGCUGCUUCCCCUGCAGAACAGUGAGCCCCUCAGCACUGAGCCCAGCUUCCAGGCAGCUUCCAGCCUGGAGACCAGCUCGCAGGAGUCAGUGGUGGGAGACACCAAAGAAGAGGUGCCAAGCCCUGAGGUGGAGCUUUCCCUGCCAUCGGCUAACUCCCGAAAUUUUAUAGGCGCUGGAGGUGUCUCUGUCACAGAGAACACGGUACAUUCCUAA
Messenger RNA from Pterocles gutturalis (yellow-throated sandgrouse), 1560 nucleotides. Its product is annotated as extracellular calcium-sensing receptor-like. Gene Ontology annotation, cellular component: membrane. Gene Ontology annotation, biological process: regulation of calcium ion transport; detection of calcium ion; intracellular calcium ion homeostasis. Gene Ontology annotation, molecular function: G protein-coupled receptor activity; calcium ion binding. Lineage: Eukaryota; Metazoa; Chordata; Aves; Pterocliformes; Pteroclidae. The record is from RefSeq and is a predicted model, not a curated record.